UUGUUCUACUCAAAAUUGUGCAAAAGGUACAAUUCUGCAACAGCAAAUCGGAUUAUGAGAGAAAGGAAAUGCUCUGGUGAUAUCCAGAAUAGAAAAAUGUCGCUUUAAUUUAAAUGUAUGAGCCAUGCUGCUUGUUCUUUAGUAUAAGCCGAAACAACCCAAUCAACAAUAGCUUCGAAAGAUUACUUUGUAAAUGCCCAGAUUUGUAAGCAAAACUAGAUGCUGUAAGAUGUAAGGUUCCUUGCAAUUGCCAAAGAAGCAACUUUUCUACUGCCGAAGCAUAGCUACUGCCAGAAUGGUAGUUGUGCUCAUCUCCAUCGCAUCUGGAGAUUUUCACGUGAUUCUGUCUGCGGCUCAUGAAAAAUUAACCACGAUGAGUGCUUGAAAAAAAUUGGCAGCUCCAUCGCUAGAAACCUCAUCAUCGCCAUGGUUGACUCUAAAUCUGUCAUAAGUAGUAGUGAAGUCUCCUUUCCAAGAGGUGGAUCUACUGCUUUAACCCCUUUAGAAGUUAAAGAAGUUUCGAAUGAAGUGACCAGAGAUGUUUUAUUUGAAACCGCAUCGGCUUCUAAAAGAUCCAGUAAUUUCAAGGCUGAUCAACCAACCAAAAAGUCCAGGAAAUCGAAGAAGAAGGCCACAACCGAGGAACCAAAGGAGGAUGUCGUGACCAUCGACAACUUUUCUCCAAAGAACCUUCAUGCUGACACUACUGUGUUGGGUCAAAUCACAUCCAUAAAUAAGAUGGACAUAACCUUAUGUCUCGGAGACAAUUUAUUCGGUGUCGUAUCUAUAACGUCCAUCAGUGAGGAAAUUAAUAAAUUGAUUGAGGAAAUCGAUCAAUCUGAAGAAGAGUCUGAUGAAGAGUCCGAUGACGAAGAAACCACCAAGGCCACCUUGAAAAGUAAGCCAGAAUUUCCACAGUUGCAAGAAUUAUUCAAAAUAGGUCAAUGGUUAAGAGCUAAAGUUUUACCACAUGAAGACUCAAAGAAGAAGAUCCACCUCACCAUCGAACCAAAAGAAGUUAACGACAACUUGGAGAAAGAAGACUUGAUCACAGGAAAUGUGCUUCAAUGCUCAGUGAAGUCUAUUGAAGAUCAUGGUAUAAUUUUCAACACUGGCAAGGAUGAAUUCACUGGUUUCAUUUCCAACAAGGAACUUUCCAGCACUCCUGAAAUUGACAUGAAGUUGUUAAAAACCGGAAGUGUUUUAUUGACCAACAUUGUUAACAAACCAAGCUCCAGAACUAUUACCCUCAGACCUAUUUCUAGUCCAUCCAACUCCAAAAAGACUACGAUAUCCACUAUUUCUUCCAUUGACGCCAUUCAACCUGGUAUUAUGGUUGAUGCCAUCGUGUCGUCGAUCACUAAGAAUGGUUUGACAGUCAGAGUUUGUGGUUUAGUUGAUGGUUCUAUAAACUUGUCACAUUUGCAUGAAUUUGAAUUAGAAAAGUUAGAGCAUAAAUUCACCAUUGGUAACUCUAUUAAGGCCAGAGUGAUUGGUGUUUUACACAGAGCGGGUGUUAAGAAGUUGGUUUUAUCUGUUCUUCCCCAUAUCUUAACUCUCAAGCCAAAGGAGGAAAACGCCUCAGAAGCUUUCCCAAUUGGCCAUGUUUUUGAUGAAGUUGAGGUUGCUGGCUCAGACGCAAACUACACUUUCUUCAAAUUCGGUUCCAACACCUUAUUUGGUCAAAUCCACAACUCCAAGAUCAACACCGAGGAAUACAACUACAACGUUGGCUCCAAGCAUGAAGCCAAGGUUUUAGGAUACAAUGAAAUUGAUAACUUAUUAGUUUUAACUUGUGAUCCUAAGCUCGUCAAAGCCAAGUAUUUGAAGGGAAGUGACAUACCAAUCGGUACUCUCAUUAACGGUAUUGAAAUUAUCAAGGUGUUGCCAGAAUCGGGUGGAAUAAUUGUCAAAUUAAUGGAUGAUAUCGAGGGUUUCGUUCCAUCCAACCACAUCUCUGAUAUCAAGUUGGUAUACCCUGAAAGAAAAUUUAAGGACGGAAGCAAGACCAAGGGUAGAGUCUUGAACACUAAUGGUAAGAGAGUCUUAAUUUCUUUGAAGAAGUCUUUGGUUAACAUUGAAGAUGAACAAAUCUUGGACACUUACGGUAAAGCGGAAAUUGGCUUGAGAACCAGUGGUACCGUUGAAAAGUUCUUGCCUAAUGGUGCUGUCAUAUCAUUUUUCGGUCAAGUUAAGGCAUACUUGUCAAAGGAAGAAAUAUCGGAAACUUACGUCGAAAAGAUCACUGAUUACUUAAAGAUGGGUCAAACCGUCAAUGUCAAGGUCUUGGACGUUGAUGAGGAGCAACAGAGAAUGAGAGUGACCUUAAGGCAAUCUUCAACUGUGACUCCAGACCAACAGCAAUUUAUCGAGCAAAUUCAAUACGGUAAGACUGUUGGUACUGCCAUCGUGGUCGAAAAGAGACACGAAGUGGUGUACUUUGAAUUGGAAUCAAACCAACUCAAGGGUAUGAUCUUGGAUGGUCAUUUAUCUGAUGGUAACUACGAGCAAAACAGAUCUUUGUUCAAGAAGUUGGCUGUCGGUAGCAAGCUUGAGGUUCUUAUGCUUGAAAAGGACCAGAGAGCUAGAACCAUCGUUGCCACUGCUAAGAAGUCGUUGAUCGAGGCAUCAAAGAAGGGAAACUUGCCUUCUACUUUUGAGGAUAUCCAAGUCAAUGGCGACAAGCCACUCUACGGUUUCAUUAAGUCUGUUACUAACAUGGGUUUGUUUGUCUCUUUCGCUAACAGAUUGACCGGUUUGGUAUUGGCUAAGUACUUGAAGGUGGACGACUUGUCUAAGAAGUACCAGAAGAAUCAAUCCGUUGCUUGUCAUGUCAUUAGAACCGAUGAAGUCCAAAGAAGAUUUUUGUUAACUUUGCAGGACGAUGAACAAUCCGAAUUCUUGAACCAAGACAAGGUUAUCAACCCAAUUGACUCGUCCAAGAAGACUUUCGGUGAUUUCGUUCCAGGUUCCAUCACCAAGUGUGUGGUUAAGUCUGUUAAGGGUACCCAGUUGAAUGUGCAAUUAGGUGACAACUUACAAGGUAGAAUUGAUGCCACCCAAUGUUUCAAUGACUUCGAUGAAAUCAAGAACGUCAAGCAACCAUUGACCCAAUUUCCAAAGGGAACUGUCUUGGAUGUUAAGGUCAUUGGCUACCACGAUGCUAAGGACCACAAGUUCUUACCAAUCACUCACAGAAAGAGUAACCGUAACUUGAUCUUGGAAUUAUCUCGCCUUGAGAAGGAGUUGUCCACCAAAGACGUUCCUUACGCAGGUCUUGACAUCUCCGACAUUAAGGAAGGACAAGAAAUCAUGACUUUCAUUCACAAUAUCACAAAGGGACAAAUUUUCACCUCUAUUACUCCAAACAUCACUGGUAAGAUUGCUGCUGUUGACAUUACCGAUGACAUUGAGGUUUUCAAGUCCAUCGAGAAGGCGUUCCCUAUUGGUACUGCCGUCAAGGCUACCGUCAAGGAGGUUGAUGAAGACAGCAACAAUCUUGUGUUGAGAGUCAGAAAGACCCAAAUUAAGUCUACCGAAGAAUUAACUAUCGGAACCAGCUAUCCUGCCAGAAUCUUCAAGUUGUUGGAUAACAUUGCUUUGGUUGAAUUAGACGACAGGGUCAUUGCUUCUGCCUUCAUUACUGAUGCUUUGGAAGACUACUCCAAGAGAUUGAGCCAAGUGUUCCACGUUAACGACUUGGUUGUUGCUACUGUUAUUGACAUCGAUUCCAACGGCAAGGUUGCCGUCUCCUUGAGAUCCCAAGACUCGGACUCUGGUGAUAAGGUGAUCAACUCCUACCAAGAUCUUAACCGUGGUGACGUUGUCAAGGGUUACGUCAAGUCCCUCAACAACAACGGUGUCUACGUUUCUUUGGGUAGAUCUACCUUUGCUUUGGUUAGAGUGGCAAACAUUUACGACAACUUCAACAAAGACUGGAAGAAAUCUUUCAAGCUUUACCAACCUGUUGUUGGAAAGAUUGCUGCCUGUCAUGGUGAAGGUAAGAUCUUAAUGACUCUUAAGGAAAGUGAAGUCAACGGUGAAUUGAAGUACUCCAAGGUCAUUAGUGAUAUCAAGGUUGACGAAAUUUACGAAGGUACAGUUAGAAAGGUCGCUGAAUUUGGUGUAUUCGUUGGUUUGGAUGGCACAUUGAACGUUAGUGGUUUAUGCCACCGUUCCCAAAUCUCUGAUAAUGAUGUAUCCAAUAUCUCAUCGUUGUUUAGCGAAGGUGACCGUGUUAAAGUCAAGAUUUUAGCUGUUGACCUUGAAAAGAAGCAGUUGUCCUUAGGAAUGAAGGCUUCAUACUUCACUGACGACAUGGAAAUUGACCAGAACCAAGAUUCUGAAGAAGAAUCCGAACAAGAAGAUUCCGAAGCUGAAGACGAAGACGAGAUUAUGGAAGACGCUGCAGAAUCAGACUCUGAGUCUGGAUCCGAGUCCGAAUCUGACUCGGACUCCACCUCCAAGCAGGCUGACGGGUUGUCUGGAUUAUCCACCAACGGUUUCGAUUGGACGGCUUCUAUCUUGGACCAAGCUGAAGACGAUGAAUCCUCCUCUGACGAAGAAGACUUCACCCAAGAGAGAAAGAAGAAAAAGAAGAAGUCUGCUGCCCAGGUUGAAGACAAGACUGCCGACUUGAGCACCAGAGCUCCACAAUCCACCUCUGACUUUGAGCGUCUUUUGGUUGGUAACCCUAACUCUUCUGUCAUGUGGAUGAACUACAUGUCUUUCCAAUUGCAAUUGAGUGAAGUCGAAAAGGCCCGUGAAAUCGGAGAAAGAGCCUUGAAAACUAUCAACUACCGUGAAGAGCAAGAGAAGAUGAACAUCUGGAUCGCCAUGUUGAACUUGGAAAAUACCUUCGGUUCCGAAGAAACCCUCGACGAGAUUUUCAAGCGUUCUUGUCAAUACAUGGACCCACUUGUCAUGCACCAAAAGUUGGUUGGAAUCUACAACAUGUCUGAAAACUUUGAAAAGGCUGAGGCUUUGUACAAGGUGAUGACCAAGAAAUUCGGCAAGCAGGUUUCUGUGUGGGUACAAUACGGAUCUUCCUUGAUGGACCGUGGCUUGAACCAAGAAGCCCACGAAGUUUUGGCUAGAGCCUUGCAGAUCUUGCCAAAGAGAGAGCAUAUUGAAGUUGUCAAGAAGUACGCCCAACUCGAAUUUUCGAAGGGUGAUGCCGAGCAAGCCAGAUCUUUGUUUGAAGGAUUGGUGUCUGAUGCACCCAAGAGAAUCGACUUGUGGAACAUCUAUCUUGACCAAGAAAUCAAGCAGGACUCCAAGAAGAGAGUGGAGGACUUGUUCGAGAGAGUUUUGACCAAGAAGUUGUCCAAGAAGCAAGCCAAGUUCUUUUUCAGCAAGUGGCUUGUCUUUGAGGAAGAGAAGGGUGACGAGCAAAUGGUAGCCAAGGUCAAGGCCAAGGCCACCGAGUACGUCCAGGCCAACUAACUGUGAGCACAGUCUCAUUUGACCCAAUUCCAUUUUCUCCCGUUCCUAUAAUUGAAGACGCAGUCUCGCGGGAACUGUCCCGAUAAAUAGACCAGCUGUGUCAAACCAUUUUUGUCAUUGUUUAUAGUAUAUUAGUUCUUUUGUAUUUUAUAAAUUUGCACCCAGAUAACAAUUUUCUGUAAAAUCGCGAACAUUAAUCUGUUUCGAUAAGAAUAUUUCGCUAGUACACAGAGCCACACAGUAUGCUACACUCCUAGUAAGGAACACACUGUUCAAUCUCCAUGAACUACGUGGAAAUGACAAGGUCGGAAAUUUGCUGAAUUUCUUGUAUGUCAGCCAGCCCCAGC
Suhomyces tanzawaensis NRRL Y-17324 is the source of this 5792-nucleotide messenger RNA. RefSeq lists its product as uncharacterized. The record is from RefSeq and is a predicted model, not a curated record. The transcript has a single exon. Gene Ontology annotation, biological process: rRNA processing. The coding region runs from base 427 to 5445 and encodes 1672 amino acids. Gene Ontology annotation, molecular function: protein binding; RNA binding. Gene Ontology annotation, cellular component: nucleolus; small-subunit processome. Lineage: Eukaryota; Fungi; Ascomycota; Pichiomycetes; Serinales; Debaryomycetaceae.